Messenger RNA from Vigna unguiculata (cowpea), 2044 nucleotides. RefSeq lists its product as uncharacterized. Gene Ontology annotation, molecular function: ubiquitin protein ligase activity. Lineage: Eukaryota; Viridiplantae; Streptophyta; Magnoliopsida; Fabales; Fabaceae. The record is from RefSeq and is a predicted model, not a curated record.
CCUAACCAUAAAAUAAUAUAAAUAAAUAAAUAAAUAAAUAAACUUAUUAUUAAAACAGCUUCAUUGGAUUAGAAUACUGAACAUUGCUUCUCUCUUUCUCUCUGUAUCAAACCUCUUCUCUUUCUCUCUUUUCUAUUCUCCCUUCUCUGUUCCUUCCACCUUUCAAACCGCAACAAAACGAGAUUUGAAGGGAGUAUGCCAUUGAUGGAUGAAUAUUCUGGUAAAAGAGCCAUUGAUGGGAUGGUAGUCCCUAGAAAGGGGGCGGGCCAUGUGUUUAGAGACACUGCUAAUGCUAAAGAUCGAAAUGGUCAGGUGUGCAGCCGCCUUACUUGCAGUAGCAGAGUCAACACUUCUAAAGGUGCUCAAAUUGGUUCUUCUGAAAAAGGAAAAUCCUUGAAACCUUCUAUUCAAUCUUCUUCUGCUGGAAAGGAAGCAGUUGGAAGCUCCUCUAGAACUUUUCCCAAGACUAGUAGCCCUGGAAAACCGCUUAUAAAACCCCGGAAAAAACCAUCAUCUCAGUUAGAGACAGAUUCAUCUGAAACUAGUAGUGUAUUGGAUGAGUCAGAGGUUUCAAAAGUCGCCCCUUCCCCUGAAAAAAGUCAGAGAGGUCUUCAAGCUGAAAUGGAAAAGACAGUGUCUGGUAGUGUCAUGAUGGAAGUAGGAAGCUCAAGUGUGGUAUCCAAUUCAAGAUCUCGGAGGAAUUUUCAUCCAAAGUCUGGAAUUAGUGGUCAGGAAAUUAAAACCACUGGUCCAGUGAUGCGUGCAGGUAGCAGUAGGUAUGGAUUGAGGAAUCUCAAAUGCAACUCUAUUUCUGAUGUCCUCCCUGCCGGCUGUUCACCUUCAGAUUCAACCCUUAACAGAAGGAAGGAGAUGAUAAAAAAGAGGAAUUGUGAAGGGGAAGGUAGUUCGUCUGCUAGAGGGAAGAAAAUGAGCGGGUCUUCAUUAGAAGGACGGAAUUCUGGUUCCAGAAAUGGCAUAUCCAUUUCUGAUUCAAGAAUAUCUAGGAAUACUCCUCCUCACAGGGACAGGUCAGACAGCAACAUGGCACCAGUUAGAACUCGAAAAUCAAUUAGUGGUCAUGCCAGGGGAAGGCUUUCCAGCCAAGCAAAUGCCAAUCCCGUGUCACCCAAUCACUCCCCUGUCAUGGUACCUUCUUUGCCUCAUUCUGGUGGUCGUAAUGCUUCUGGUGUAUCACAUCGUACUUCUGUAGAUAGUUCCUUAAGUUGUCCUAGCUCUCACAGUAGACCAGGUACUGGCAGUGAGGAGUUAUAUGGUGUUAUGCCUGGCUCUCCUUCAGAAUAUGGGCUCACUCAUUCUAUAAUGAAUCUGGAUAGCUUUCGACGGCGUUACAACGUGGAUAGUAUUGCUGAGGUAUUGUUGGCACUUGAGAGGAUUGAACAAGAUGUUGAGCUAACACAUGAGCAAAUUCGUUUACUGGAAUCCAACUUGUUCCUUACUGGGCUUAACUUCUACGAUCCGCAUAGAGACAUGCGAUUGGACAUCGAUAACAUGUCAUAUGAGCAACUUCUGGCUCUGGAAGAGAGGAUGGGUUCUGUGAGCACAGCUCUAACAGAGGAAGCGCUGUCAGAAUGUCUAAAGAAAAGUUUCUUCCAGUCUUCACCCUCUGGAAAUGCAGUCAACAGUUGCAAGGAAGCCAAGGAUGACACCAAAUGCAGCAUCUGCCAGGAGGAAUAUGUGGUUGCGGAUGAAUUGGGGAGUUUGCAUUGCGAGCACAUGUAUCAUGUGGUUUGCAUACAGCAAUGGCUUCGGCUGAAGAACUGGUGCCCUAUUUGCAAAGCAUCUGUGGUACCUUCAAAUUCAUCCCCAUCUCAAUGAUUCAAUCAAUUGCAAUGUUAGGCCAGACGAGGGAGACUUAUUUCUUUGUACCCCCUCCUUCUGUUCAUUUUUUUCUUCAUCACUUCUGUACAAAAUGCAGUUGGUAUUUUACUUAUUUUUAUUGCUCUUUUGUACAUAGCCAAUAUUUUCAUCCCUCUAAUACAAUAAUCCAAGCCAAUGGCUUGAUAGACUGAAACUUCUAUGUUAA